AUGGAAAGAUGGGGAGUAUUGGGGAAAUUUAUUGGCCAAAGGGAUAUCUCCGAUCAUUGCCCGGUGUGGUUAGUGGUGGACAAGGAAGAUUGGGGUCCGAAGCCGUUUAAAUUCAAUAACGAAUGGUUUCACAAGAAGGAUUUCUUGAAGUUCGUCGAGAAGGAGUGGGCUGAGAUAGUUGUUUACGGCAGGGGGGAUUAUGUCUUGAAGGAAAAGUUGAGGUUGCUAAAAGGUGGGAUUAAAUGGUGGAACAUCAACGUUUUCGGCAAGAUUGAUUUGGAGAUGGAAGAUGGGGUUAGGGAGAUGAAUGCUUAUGAUGAUAUGGGCUCGGAUGUGGAAGACAUGGAGGAAGAUAAGCGAAAGGCGAACAAAAAGUUUUGGCUUAAUCUUAAAAUUAAGGAAAACAUGUUCAUUCAAAGGGUUAGAAUUAAAUGGAUUAACGGAGAGAAUGUUAAUAGUAAGUACUUUUCAUGCGGUUAUGAAGAAGAACUUGAGACGCAAUCAUAUAGGCUCUAUAGCAACAUCAAUAGGGUUUUGAGUUCGGUCAAGGAGGUUAAAGGAGCAGUUUUUGAGCAUUUUGAAAAGAAAUUCAAAGAUGAUUAUAAUAGGCCGGUUUUGGAGGGAGAUUUAUUAAUAAUUAUCCGUACACACACGAAGAUCUCCUUCUUGGACAGAAGGGAUCAGUUCCUCUGCAGCACAUAG
Messenger RNA from Vicia villosa (hairy vetch), 702 nucleotides. RefSeq lists its product as uncharacterized. The transcript has a single exon. The coding region runs from base 1 to 702 and encodes 233 amino acids. NCBI's taxonomy places the organism in Eukaryota, Viridiplantae, Streptophyta, Magnoliopsida, Fabales, Fabaceae. The record is from RefSeq and is a predicted model, not a curated record.